Prosopis cineraria is the source of this 1914-nucleotide messenger RNA. RefSeq lists its product as uncharacterized. The transcript has 2 exons. The record is from RefSeq and is a predicted model, not a curated record. Bases 262 to 1821 code for a protein of 519 amino acids. NCBI's taxonomy places the organism in Eukaryota, Viridiplantae, Streptophyta, Magnoliopsida, Fabales, Fabaceae.
ACAAUCUUUUUAAAUACAACUUGAAAAUGAUUCUUAACAGAAUUUUUUAACAUGACGUGUGUUAAAUGUUAUGUAUUUUGUAUUAUAUUUGAAGCAUGAUUGUGUUGGGUACUAAAUGGGAGUGUCUUAAAGGGAUUCAAAUUUUGACUCAGCAUGUUGCUGGAAGAUCAGCCCCUUCCCCCUGGGUAUAUUUUUUUUAAUACACAUUUUUUUCCUGAAAUUUGUAUUCUGAGUUCUGGCUUCUGACCCAGUUAUAACGAGAUGAAAGAAAUCUUUGGGUUGUCCAAAUUUAAACCCAAGAAGCCUCAACGAUUUAAAUCGCAGGCUGUUUUGUCAACGGAGGCCCAUUAUCAUCUUGCUGUCCUGUCUUUUAUUAUUCUUCCUCCAACGGUAAGAUCAAUCAAGCAGAAGGCAGAGAGAUCAGAGAUGGAAGAAGCAGAGAUACUAGAAAUAUACGAGCUCGGCUAUGCGGACCUCGUUCUCUUGUCUUCAAGCAAUGCUUCAUCGACUUCACCUGAGGAGCGUGACAAAGUCGAGUCAAUGGCGAAAACCAUAAUGGAAACCCUAGGGCCAAUGGGUCCAGGCCUCCUAGCAGUCACUGGUGUUCCCGGAGCGUCCAAACUACGUAAGGAGUUUCUACCACUUGCACGGGAGCUCGCGCUUCUUGACCAUGAAAGCCGUAAACGCAUUCUUAAGGAGCACAGCUUGGGCAGUGAUGUUCCUUUAAAAAAUCCAGAUAGGAGCGUGUCCUCUUUUGCUAUGCAACUGAAAUAUGCAAAAGAUACAGUAGUGACUGAAAGUAAACCAAGUAGAGGAGCAGAUUACGAAUUACAUUCUGAAGAGAAUCAUUAUGAGGAUGAUCAGAUCAUGACAGAAUGUCACGAUAUGAAAUUUAAGAAUUUAGGGAGUAUUUUCAAAGAGUUGGGAUUUUGCAUGAUUGAGCUGGGGCUUCGCCUUGCUCAAAUAUGUGACAGGGCCAUUGGGGGCUAUGAGUUAGAGAAGAGCCUCUUAGAAUCAUGUGCAGCUAAGGGGCGUCUUAUACACUAUCAUUCAGUUCUAGAUGGACUCCUUCUUAAAGAACUUGAGAGGCGCAAGAGAACUGGCAAGAGGGAGGGUAAUAUCAAAAGGGAUCAGGAGUACACAUAUACGAAAAAGGGCCAGAGACAAUUAAAAGGAUUAAAGUUAAAUUCAAGUGUCUGUGAUGCUAAUUCAUGUGGGAUUCAUUCUAAUCUGUGGCAGCAAUGGCAUUAUGAUUAUGGUAUAUUCACUGUUCUGACAGCUCCCUUCUUUCUUAUGCCAUCUUGUUCGCUGACAACCAAAACAGAAGAGCCAUAUUCUGCAUCUUGUAAUGAAGAAUUUCCUUCGCCAACGGGGCAUACGUCUUUGCAGAUAUAUGAUCCAAAUAAGAAUAGAGUGUUUAUGGUAAAGGCUCCACCAGAGAGUUUUAUUAUUCAAGUUGGGGAAUCCGCUGAUAUCAUUUCAAAAGGAAAGCUUCGCUCAACCUUGCACUCCGUAUAUAGACCUUCAAAAUCCGAAAAUUUAAGCAGAGAAAUGUUUGUUGUAUUUCUGCAGCCCGCAUGGAAUAAAACAUUCUCUACCUCGGACUAUCCUCAGACAAACACGAUGUCUAAUGCUCGAUGUUUGUUGGCAUCUGAUGAUGAACCACAGUUUGGGCAGGAAAAAAGUACACUGUGUGACGAAAUUCAGAGAACAGUUCCACCACUUUCUUCAAGGUUGCAGGAUGGGAUGACUUUUGCUGAGUUCUCGCGAGAAACAACAAAGCAAUAUUAUGGGGGCAGCGGAUUGCAAUCUCACAGAUAACUAUAUUCUGAUAAUCCUCCUUUUGUAACUUCAAUGUGUACCUUGUCAAUCAAUUGAUUCGCUCUAAUUCACCCAACCUAUAGUGUAUUUCAA